Molecule: messenger RNA, 1485 nt
Organism: Exophiala viscosa
Lineage: Eukaryota; Fungi; Ascomycota; Eurotiomycetes; Chaetothyriales; Herpotrichiellaceae
Exons: 5
Coding region: 1-1485 (494 amino acids)
Source: RefSeq, a predicted model, not a curated record
AUGGACAAGGAGAUUGAGAUCGAUGCUCUCGUGGUUGGUGCUGGUAUGGGUGGGAUAUAUGCGACGUACCGUCUCUCGCAGAUCGGAUUGGAUGUCAAGUGCAUUGAUAUUGCAGGCGAUGUUGGCGGAACGUGGUACUGGAACACAUACCCCGGGGCUAUGAGCGACACCGAAAGUUACCUCUACCGUUAUUCUUGGGACAAGGACGACUUGCAGACAUACCCGUGGUCAAAUCACUACCUCUAUCAGCCCGAGAUACUGCAGUAUCUUUGUCAUAUCGUCGACAAACAUGGUCUGCGGCGGUUCAUGGUAUUCAAUGUCGAGAUGACAUCGGCCCAAUGGGAUCAGGACCUCCGACGGUGGAAGGUUGCCUUGUCCACUGGCCAGUCGAUCCUGGCACGAUAUCUGGUGAACUCUCUGGACCUCCCCGGUCUGGGUGGGAUGACACGAUCACUCUUGAGGGCCGGAAAGUUGGGGUCAUUGGCAAUUGGCUCGACCGGCAUUCAGGUCAUGACGGCUGUCGCCCCAAUUGUCUCAGAACUCAAGUCGUUUCAGCGCCACCCACACGCCUACCGCGAGGAGAUAAGUUCCAACUACGACAGCAUCUGGCAGAACGUUCGCUCCUCCGCUGUCGGAUUCGGCGUGCCCGAGGUCAGCCGUAAGACCAUGGAGGCGACUCUGCAAGAGAGACGGAAAGCCUUCCAGGAAGUAUGGGACCAGGGGAACGGAUUUCGCUUCAUGUUCAGCGCGUUCGGGGAUCUCACGACCGAUGAAGUUGCCAACGAAGAAGCCUGCGAAUUCAUUCGUGGCAAAAUCGAUGAUACGGUCAAGGAUCCCCGCAAAGCAGCCAUUCUCAAGCCCCGCGACCUGUAUGCUCGUCGGCCUUUGUGUGACUCUGGCUACUAUCAGAUCUACAAUCGUGAUAAUGUCGACGUUAUUGACCUUGAGAUGAACCCCAUUGUAAGAGUUACAGAGCAGGGAGUCGCCAUGUCGGAUGGUACCAUUCACCAGCUUGCUGUGCUUAUAUUUGCCACGGGAUUUGACGCCAUCGAGGGCAAUUACCUGCGCCUCGGUAUCACAGGACGCCAUGGAAAGACCAUCCAGGAGCAUUGGCAGAAUGGGCCGACGGCCUAUGGUGGUAUCGCUUGUUCAGGGUUUCCAAACAUGUUCCUCGUCUCAGGGCCACAGGCUCCCUUUGCCAACUUCCCUCCGGUGAUUGAGAGUGAGAUCGACUUCAUCAUGUCUUGCAUCGACAAUGCGGAAAGGAAGAGAGCUGAUCUCAAAUCACCGCACGCGACUGUUGAGGUUACUCAGGAAGCCGAACUGGAAUGGUCUGCGCUGUGCGAGCGGCUGGUUGAGGGUUCGCUCUUCAAGAAGACAAACACCACCACCAACUUUUACUUCGGUGGUCUUGGAGGGUACCGCAAGUGGGUUGAUGCUGUGAUGGCUGAUGACUUACGAGGCUUGAAGUUCUUGACGUCGUAG